AAUCAUGUCAUUAAGGACAGUACUGAAAGAGCAAAGAUAGCUGCGGCUCAUCACGGCAUUCUUGCUAUCGAAAUGGAAGCUGCUGGCUUAAUGAAUGUCUUUGGCUGUGCGACGAUACGAGGAAUUUGUGAUUAUGCAGACUCGCACAAGAACGAUGAUUGGCAAAAUUAUGCAGCGGCUACAGCGGCGGCAUGUGCUAAGGAAGUUAUCGGUAUCAUACCAGUAACGUCACUAGCCAGUAAGUAAAUGCGAGGAAAUUUUUUUUCUCAAAAGAUCCCAAAUAAGGCGAAACUGCUCUUCCGCACAUUUCCUCCAGUAGUUGCGGAGAACAGAGGCUUAUGAACGUUAUAGUGCAUCAGACAAGAAUAGACCACCUCCACCAUGGUACCUCGCUCACAAGUUCCGGCUCACCAAGGCUUGAUGGCACCAAUCCAAGGGAAUUUCUUCAACUCUCAGAACAAUUACGGAUAAUGGCUGCGGAACGAACACGUGAAGCCACAACCAAUGGAUUAAUUGGCAAAUUGGAUGACAUUAAGAGUGGUCCAUAUUGGGUAGUACCAUAUCCUCGUAACAAUAGGUUCAUUGAACGGCAGCAGCUAAUGCAACAGCUGAUUGAAAGCUUUGCCCCUAGAGAAGGUUUCCAAGCAUUAGCAUUGUUUGGGCUUGGUGGAGUCGGAAAAUCACGGAUAGCUCUAGAAUACGCAUAUACACUUCGCGAAAGUGCCCCGCAGGUCUCGGUAUUCUGGGUCCAUGCUGGAAGCCGGGAAAGAUUUCAGCAAGGAUAUGACGCAAUAGCAGAAGAAAUCGGCAUCCCUGGUUCUCGUGAUCCAUCAGCAUCCACUCUCGGCUUGGUCAAGGCGUGGCUUUCCAAAAGGAUGAGUAGUCGAUGGCUCUUAAUUAUCGACAAUGCUGAUGAUAGUGAGGUCUUUUUUGGUCAGACUAUCCUUGAAUCAGGCGGCAAUUCACAGCUACAAUUCAGGACGCUUUGGGAUUACCUACCUCUGAGUCCAAAUGGCUCAAUCCUUUUCACUACCAGGAACAAACAGCUAGGUUUGGACUUGACUGGCAGUGGAGAGCUGAUUUUCAUACCUCCAAUGGGCUAUACUGAAGCGGAAGCUCUGUUCAGGAGUAGACUACAACGUGUUGACGCUUGUGAGCAACUUCUAAAGGAGCUGUUUGUCUUACUGGAAUACCUACCUCUUGCAAUAGUUCAAGCAGCCGCAUCAAUCAAUCGCAGAACGCAAACAGUCGACGAAUAUCUUGAACUGUAUAAAGAGACAGAAUCCGCUCCACUUACUCUGUUGAGUGAAGACUUUAAGGAUCUUGGAAGAGACUUAGAAGGUAAAAACGCCGUCUUUAAGACCUGGGUGAUUUCCUUCGAUCAGAUUAGACAGGAAAACUUUCACGCAGCUGAAUUGCUAUCACUUAUGAGUUUCUACGAUCGUGAGGGUAUCCCAAAAUCUCUCCUCCUCCAGCAACUACGUAGCGUUCGGGAGUUGGAGGACGUAUUGGGUAUACUAAAAGGGUACUCUCUUGUAGUUCCUAGCCAUGUUGGGAAAUCAGUGGAUAUGCAUCGCCUGGUUCAACUCUGUGUACGAGGAUGGCUACAAGACCACGGUAAGUACAGUGCCUGGGCUGAAAAGGCGACAACGAUAUUAGCCUCAAAUUUUCCCAAUGGAGAGCACCAGAAUUGGGAACAAUGUGCUUUGUUGUUACCCCAUGCGCAAGCGAUAUUGAACAUUCCACCACCUUCUAGGAAAGUUAUUGAACGAGCGACUUUACAAUUUAAUGUAGCUUGGUAUCUGGACACACAGGGACAAUACAACUCAGCAGAACGGAUGCACCGGCAAGCACACCAGAACCGAGAGCAACUUCUGGGGAAAAGGCAUCAGGAUACGCUAAUGAGCACCAAUGGUCUAGCUAAUGUCCUGUGGCAUCGUGGACAGUAUAAAGAAGCCGAGCAUUUACAUAGGCAAACCAUGGAGUAUCGUACGCAGAUACUGGGUCCUAAACAUGCAGACACGCUUACUAGUGCGAGCAACCUAUCCAACGUACUUUGGGAUCAACGUAAAUUUGAAGAAGCAGAGAAGUUUAUUCAGCAAGCUUUGGAAGGCCGUAUGAUUACACUUGGUCCGGGACACGAAGAUACCAUGGAGAGCAGAACUGAUUAUAUUGUAAUCCAGUGGUACCAUGGAAAGUUCGUGGAAGCAGAGAGAACAUGUCAAGAUCUUCUCGCCGAAAUGGAGAAUGAAUUAGCACCAAAUCAUCCGUCUACACUGAGGUGUAAACACACACUGGCAGCUUUGCUCGAAGUUUCAGGGAAGUAUAAAGCGGCAGCGUUAUUAUGGAGUGAAGUCUUAUGCGCUACCGAAGAGAAAUAUGGGAAGGACCACCCAGUAACACUACAAAAUAUUCAACGCCUUUCACUAAUACUUCAGCUACAAGGUGAUUACCCCGAGGCCGCGAUAAUGCAGCACAGAGUGAUGGAAGGAUAUGAAAAAGUCUUGGGAAAAGAGCAUCCUGAUACCAUUCGCAGCUAUUUCGACUACGGAAUUCUCCUAAGGACGCAAGGAAAAUAUUAUGAAGCAGAGAGACGUCUUCGGCAAGCAUUAGAAGGAUAUCAAAAAUUUAUAGGGCAAACUCAUGUAGAUACUCUUAUAUGUGUCUGCUGCCUUGCAUCUACUCUACAAUUCCAGUGCAGAUUCGAGACUGCACGAAAGAUGCUGGAAUUUCCGAUGAAGGAAAUUGAAACGCUGGACAAAAGCCGCCCUGAUGUCCUGGAAGCUAUUGAUGUCUUGGCCGAUAAUUUGCAUGCACAACGUAAGUAUGAAGCCGCCGAACAGUUGCGCUCGCAGCAAGUGGUAGGUAAUGAGAAUGCACGGGGAGUGGACCAUCCAAACACUCUAAGCAGCGUGAACAAGCUUGCUACUGUACUGCGUGAUCAGCGCAAGUAUGGAGUAGCAGAGCAGCUGUACCGACGAGCCCUAGAAGGACGAGAGAAGGUGCUUGGAGUAGAGCACCCAAGCACUCUAAGUAGUGUGAAUGGCCUUGCUACUGUAUUACAUGAUCAACGCAUAUAUAAGACAGCAGAGCAGCUAUAUCGACGAGCUUUAGAAGGACGAGAGAGGGUGCUUGGAAAAGAGCAUCCUGAUACAUUUCUAAGUGUCAAUAAUCUUGCCAGUCUCUUAAAGGAUACCCGCGAAUAUGAAGCAGCAGAGCAAUUGUACCGCCGAGCUCUAAAAGGACGAGAGAAGAUGUUUGGAGAAGAGCACCCAAGCACUCUAAGCAGCGUGAAUAGCCUUGCUACUGUAUUACAUGAUCAACGCGUAUAUAAAGCAGCAGAGCAGUUGUAUCGCCGAGCCCUAGAAGGACGAGAGAAGAUUCUUGGAGAAGAGCACCCAGACACUCUAAGCAGCGUGAAUGGCCUUGCUACUGUAUUACAUGAUCAGCGCGCAUAUAAAGCAGCAGAGCAGCUAUAUCGACGAGCUCUAGAAGGACGAGAGAAGGUGCUUGGAGAAGAGCAUCCUGAUACAUUUCUAAGUGUCAAUAAUCUUGCCAGUCUCUUAAAGGAUAUCCGUGAAUAUGAAGCAGCAGAGCAACUAUACAGACGAGCUCUAGAAGGACAAGAGAAGAUUCUUGGAGAAGAGCACCCAGACACUCUAAGUAGUGUGAAUGGCCUUGCUACUGUAUUACAUGAUCAGCGCGUAUAUAAGGCAGCAGAGCAGCUGUAUCGACGAGCUCUAGAAGGACGAGAGAAAGUGUUUGGAGAAGAACACCCGAACACUCUAAGCAGCGUGAAUGGCCUUGCUACUGUAUUACAUGAUCAGCACGCAUAUAAAGCAGCAGAGCAGCUGUAUCGACGAGCUCUAGAAGGACAAGAGAAGGUGCUUGGAAAAGAGCAUCCAGAUACGUUUUUAAGCAUCAAUAAUCUUGCCAGUCUCCUGACAGAUACUGGCGAAUAUGAAGCAGCAGAGCAACUAUAUAGACGAGCUCUAGAAGGACGAGAGAAGAUUCUUGGAGAAGAGCACCCAGACACUCUAAGUACCGUGAAUGGCCUUGCUACUAUACUAUAUAAUCAGUGCGUAUAUGAGGUAGCAGAGCAGCUGUAUCGACGAGCUCUAGAAGGACGAGAGAAAGUGCUUGGAGAAGAGCAUCUGGAUACGUUUCUAAGUGUCAACAAUCUUGCUGGUCUCUUAAAGAGUAUCUAUGAAUAUGAUGAAGCAGAGCAAUUGUACCGCCGAGCCCUAGAAGGACGAGAGAAGAUGUUAGGGCCGAUGGAUUUAGUGACACUCACUAGUGCCAAUGACAUUGGCUUGCUGUUGGUUAAACUAGGAAGGUUUGAAGAGGCGGAAGCCAUGCUUCGACGGGCACAGCAAGGAAAAGAGAGCCUGUUAGGACCAGAUAACCUUGACACACUCACAAGUGCCAGUAAUCUUUGCUUGAUAUUGGAUGGGCAACAAAAGUAUAACGAAGCAGAAGUAAUUCUUCGACGGGCAAUGGAUGGAUUUAAGAAUGUGCUAGGACCAGAGCAUCCAAAAACACUAACAAGUGUCAAUAGUGUUGGCGUGAUAUUGGAAAGACAAGGAAGGUUGGAAGAGUCAGAAGGAAUGCUUCGACUUGCGCUUGAAGGAAGAGAAAAGGUUCUAGGGCGGGAUCAUCCGGACACACUCACCAGUCUCAGUUUAGUUGGCUUGGUGUUAAUGGGCCAAGGCAAACCCGAAGAUGCAGAACCAAUGCUUCGACAAGCACUAGAAGGAAGGGAGAGGCUAUUAGGACCAAAUCAUCCAGAUACUCUCGAAAGCUUGGAAGACCUUGACUUGGUGUUAAUGAGCCAAGGCACGCUUGAAGCAGAACCGACACUUCGACAAGCACUGGAAGAAACAGAGAUAUAAAUUAGAAACUUUAGCUAGCCAAGCGUGUCUAAAUUUACUGGCCUCUUCGUAGUCCUUAUUUAGUCCCC
Messenger RNA from Talaromyces proteolyticus, 4960 nucleotides. RefSeq lists its product as uncharacterized. NCBI's taxonomy places the organism in Eukaryota, Fungi, Ascomycota, Eurotiomycetes, Eurotiales, Trichocomaceae. Bases 339 to 4892 code for a protein of 1517 amino acids. Gene Ontology annotation, molecular function: protein binding. Gene Ontology annotation, cellular component: kinesin complex. The record is from RefSeq and is a predicted model, not a curated record. The transcript is spliced from 3 exons.